This is a messenger RNA of Poeciliopsis prolifica (blackstripe livebearer), 3206 nucleotides long. It is a transcript of the gene ccdc39, whose product is annotated as coiled-coil domain containing 39. The record is from RefSeq and is a predicted model, not a curated record. Lineage: Eukaryota; Metazoa; Chordata; Actinopteri; Cyprinodontiformes; Poeciliidae. Gene Ontology annotation, biological process: cilium-dependent cell motility; cilium movement; inner dynein arm assembly. Gene Ontology annotation, cellular component: axoneme. Bases 115 to 2985 code for a protein of 956 amino acids. The transcript is spliced from 20 exons.
UAAGCGCGUUCGGUUGCCAAGGGCGACUACUAACAGCGUAAAGGACAAAAACUGCUUCCCUAUCGUUUCAGGGCGUUUCGGGAGACUUCGCUGUCAAGCGGGACAGAAAAAAAAAUGGCUAGCUCUAAUGUUGAUCAGUUUAGUGACCCUGAGUUUGAGAAAAUAUUAUAUGAAAUUGGCUGGGAUUAUAGCUACACUCUUCCUGAACUGAGCGACGUCAACAGAGCGCUGCUGGAGGAGAUUUAUAAAGCUGAGAUGGCCGUUAUGCGAGAGGAUAAUAAAAUUAAGGAAAUUAGAGAUCGACAACAGCUUGUUAAUGAAGAACUCCAGAGAGAUACGCUACAGCUGGUUAACACUGAGGCUCUGUUGAAGGCAAACGAAAAAGAGCUGGAGGUGAUGAAGCAUCUGAAAGCGCUGACAGUGAGAGAGCUGGAGCGCUACGGUCAGAUGACAGCUCGGGCCGAAAGAGAGAUCAAGUCUUCAUACGACAAGAUGGACAGGAUAGAGAAAAGCCAGCUAAAGGCAACGCAGACUCUGGAGGAGCUGCGGCUUCAGAUGGACCUGGACGAACAGACCAUGGAGAACCUCUUAUUGGAGGCGGCUCAAAAGGACGAGGACUUAAUGGUCAUCACGAAAUACGCCCAAAUGGACGAGCAUAAGAUCAAGUCGCUCAUUCUGACUAUAGAGAAGAGGACUCUGGAGGUCAAAGAAAAGCGCAAAGCACUUGACAAAGAGCUAACAGAAACUAGGUCUACCCAGCUAGCGUUGGAUAGGACCAUAGAGAGCAUUCAGAAAGCUCGCGCUGAGAUUCAGCACCUCUUCCACCUGUGUGAAAACACCAUCAAACAGAAAAAGCAACUCGACUCAGACAUGGAGAGAUGCUCAAUUCAAAUUGCUCAGGGCAGGCAGAAAACCAGGGAAAAGAACAUCUGUGUCGCAGAAAUGAAGCACAAGCUGGAUACGGAAAGGAGCAACAUCAGAGAGCUGCAGAGGAACAUCGCCUCGGCGAGGAUGCAGAAGGCCAUCCUACGCCAGGAGCUGAAGAAACACCAGGAAAACCUGGGCAGGAUGCAGGUUGAGCUUGAUAGUUACAAGAGCACGCUGCAUCAAAACAGGUGCGAUAUGAAGUCUAUUACAUCCCAAAUCUCCAAGAUGAAGAUGGACAUCGACAUCAACAACGAAAGGUUAGUAGAGGCCCAGGCCUACCACGCUGCACUGCAGGAGAAGCUGAGGAUUGUGACAGAGGGCGCUCUGAAUGAGGAGGAGAGAGCCGCGCACAUGGAGCAGAUCCUGAUGGAGACAGAACAGUACAUGAAGAUGCUGGCAGCUCAGCAGCACGAGCUCAUGGAUGAGCUGUUCCGCCAGAGACAAAAUUUCCAAAGUGCCAAAGCGAAGGAGAAGAAUCUAAUAGCCCUGGUGUCCAAGAAUAAGUUCACCAUAUCUAACUUGGUGACCCAGGUCACUAAGAUGGAGAACACACUCAUCAGACACCAGAUGAUGAACAACAAUCAGGAGGCAAAGAUACUGAUGCUUCACAGGAAAGUAGCUCAGCUGUCAGGAGCCAUUCGCACAGAUGAAACCGAGAUGCUGGAGGUGAAGGUUAAAGAGCUGACUUCCAAUCUGGAAGACAAGCAGGAGACGACCAAAAUCCUCAAGAAUGCACUCAAAGAAUGUGAGCUCGAUAUCCGCUGUGCGAGGAAAGAGAUGGAGAAGCUAGAGGCUCAGAAGAGAGACCUGACUGAAGAGGUUGACUGCCUGUUGGUGCUUUGCGUCAACAAAGAAAAGGAGUUGAAGAAGCUCAAACUGAAGAGGCAGGACGGCUUAGUGAACAACAACCUUUUGAAGACAGAGGUGAAGCGCAUCAGGGAUAUCAUCUAUAUAGACGCGGACAACAUGAUGUCAUGGGAGGCGAGAAAGUUAGAGCUGGAGAAAGCCAUGAAAGAGCGGGAGGAAGAUAUUCACGUUUACUCCGAAAUGCUCAAACAUCAGCUCAAGAUUACCGAGCAGGACAGGCAGAAACUGAGCGUUGAAUUAAAUGAAGAAUUAUCUAAAGUGGAAGCGGUGAAGAACCGCUUUGAGAUCAUGGAAAGUUCACUGGCGGGCUCUGACGACGAGAAGUCCCAGAUUUACUACAUCACUAAGGCCUCGCUAGACAAAGAGGAACUCAGACGAAAGUCAGAAGAAAUGAAGUUGUACAUCCACAAGAUGGAGCUUGAAACCAGGGCUCUGGAGAACACCAUCCAGUUGUUUUCUGGUCGCUGCUCUGAUUACAGCAGCGGCCUCAGCAAAAUGAAGAAAUUCAGUGAAGAGUACCAGGAAAAGGUGCAGCUGGAGGAACAGCUGAAGGCCACCGAGAGAACAGUGAAGUUUAAGAAGCAGCAAAUUCAAGAGCUCCACCGGGAAAUUCAGGAAAUGAACAGCACCUGGGAGAGCCUCAUUCUAGAAGAGAAGGUGGAGAAGGAAAAGAUACAUCACCUACAGCUUCUUAUUUCUAAUGUGAACAAAGAAGCAGCUUCUUUGCAAGGGAGAGUUGUCAGAGUCUUGAAUCAGUUCACCAAACUGACCAGAGAAGUUCGCUCAGCACAAAGCACUCAAAGUGAAACUGUUGAGGAGCAAGACAUCAAACUGAAAGAGUUAAAGCACUUCAACAAAUCUAUCAACAAUCUGUUGAAUAAGGCCAUGAUGGAGAAUCCUGAUCUCAGACCUGUUCUGGAGGAAUGCUUUCAGAAGGCCAAUAUUCAGUGUCCACCUCUAACCACCAGCAGCCAGGGGAGCUUCAAGAUAAGCUCUGCUCAAAGCUCCCUGUCUUCCAGGUCUUCUGCGUCAUCAUCUAGCAGCAGCCAUUCAGCGUCUGUCUCGCCUUGGGUAAAAACGGUGACCCUGGACCUGGAUCUGAGUGGUGCCUAUCCUGUCUCUUCUCCUAAAAGUCCCAGCUCUCCAAGCAGCAGUGACAGCAACUCCAGCAAAAAGACGAAGAAGCCGUAGCUGGAUGUGUUUCUGACCUCCCACUAAGAUAAAGCUCAUUUUUUUUAAUUUUGUAAAAUCAAAAAUGUUGAUUUUACAUGGAUUUUUCAUUCCUUACAGAUGUGAAGUUUUGUGCAUUGUUCAUAAAUAUGUAAUAUGUUUUGCCCAGUUUAGGUUGCUGUAGUUUUCUGAGUUAUUAUCUUUUGAACGCAAAGACACACCAAUAAAAGUAAAAAGAUCAA